This is a messenger RNA of Caenorhabditis auriculariae, 1865 nucleotides long. The record is from the annotation of a GenBank genome assembly. NCBI's taxonomy places the organism in Eukaryota, Metazoa, Nematoda, Chromadorea, Rhabditida, Rhabditidae.
AUGGUCGGCGACGCCCUAUCUCCAAAGAGUUCAAGCGAUAACGAAGACAUUUCGACAACCAUAUGGAUUCAAAUGCCAUUUGUUAAAUGGGCUGAAAGAUUCGAGGGCAAGAAAAAAUUAGAUUACGACACAGAGAUCACUUCUUCUGAAAGUAUAGCGAAAACUUUUAUGCGAGUUUAACUUUUCUCAGUUUUGUAAAUUACUUAAUCAUAAAAUUUUUUCGAACAGUUGAAUAACGCUAAAAUUUGUUCAGAGCUCUCGAACGAAUAUUGGAUGACGUUUCAACAGAUUUCGGAGGUCGUGUUUUUGCUGAUUUUUCAUCUUCAUGUGUGAACCAACUUCACGAUUUACAUGAGGAAAAGGCAAAACAAGGGGCGAGUUGAAUAGUUUGUAUCUAAAAAUGUUUAAAGUUGAACUUGCAAAUUUGAAACGGCAUCCUAGUCUUCUUGGUUUAAAUAAAAUUUUUAGCUGAACGACGGGGAAUAUUUCCCACAUGGCUGCCCCAUCUUCAGGCGCCAGGGUUCAAGUUAUUUCUUUCAUCCAAGAAAUUCAUUCGCCCUACCCAUAGAAGAUGUGAGAAGUCGAAAUUCGAACAAUCUUUGAUGUUUUUGUUAUUUCUAGAAUAAUAAUAACAGUCAAAGUCCAAAAGUCGAUUUUCCACGCUCGCCGCCGAGACAAUCUAACGAAGACGACUACGACGGUUGUAGUGAGGGAUUCUCGACGGAAAACGAAUCAUCGGACAUUGAAAUAGUUCCGGUAAUUUUUUUUUUACAUGGAUAGCUUUCAAAUUACGCAUUUUCAAGGCGGCCGGUCGUAUUACGGUAAUCAAGCUAGGUUUUGAGUAAUAAAAUUAAAACUUGCGUAGUGUUUGUGACGUGACUUAUCUUGUAACCUCGAGAAACAGGUCCUUAACAAAUCGCAAAAAAGAAAAAAAAGUUUGAAAAAUUUCCUGGCUCCGAAACUGAAAGCGCAAUAUUGACCGGCCGCUGUAGCACUUUCCUAAACAUGCGUGAAAUCUCAUUUAAAAGAGAAAAAAACGCGUUUUUAUUUUCUUUUUUCAUUCCCAUGUUUAUUAGGUUGAAAAGGAGGUAUCUACUCAGCGCUCUGAAAGGAAGCGUAGACAAAAUUCUGUCUAUACAAAGGUGAGGCUUCGAUUAUUUGCAUUUUUUUUUUCAACUCAUAAUUUCAGGUUCUGGAAGAUGAUUAUUUUAAAAGGACCAGCAGUUCAAGAUCUGAUCGUAAGCAAGAGAAUGUUCAGAUGAAAGAAGUUUGAUUUUCCUUUUUUUGGAUUUCAAGGUUUUGAAAUCUCUUCAGAGUCAGAAUUAUAUUCCUGCUUCCGAUGAUCGCUUAGCCUUGGCGAGGUAUCCUCUGAGAGAGGUUGUCGAGAGAUCGCGAGACAUUUUUUCGGAUGAGGUCCCUUUUUUCGCAUUAGUCUUUUGUUUAAUCUCGAAGCUUCACUAUUUCUGGCCUUGGGAAGUUUUUAGUGAUUGCAAUGAUAGAGGUUUUUUCAGUCUGAUGAUGAUGUUGAUGAUAAUUUUUCUCUAAUCGAUUUUCUCUCGCCUCAAAAGCAGCAAGAAUCUCCCAAGGUUAGCCCCGAAACUUUUUUCAAAGUAAUUUUCCUGGUCUUUGAAUCAACAAAUUGAGCUGAGCUUUCCAGAUGUCUCCUGUCAGGAAAACCAGAGACAAGAAGGCCAAGAAGAAUGAGACCGGCUCUUCUUUACCAUUAUUUUGCCGUCGAAAGUGCACGCUUAAUGUUAAUUAUAAAUACUGUGAGUCGAAAAUUAUUCCAUUCAACGCACUUUUGUCAUUAUUUACAGAAAAACUCGCGAUUGAAACGAGAAAACCCAAAAUUGAAGUUUCUCUAA